GCGAGUCUUUAUAUAUCACCCGGGGAGCUUUCGAUCCUCCCUUAGUUUCGAUUUCCCCGGCCAGAAUGGACAAAGUCUUCUGUUUUAGGAAUUUCGAGAUGGGGUACCUCAUAGUGGCCGUCAUCACAUCUGCUCUCAUCUCAUUCUGCCAAGGCAUUCAGCAGAUGGACCCACGAGCGAUCAGUAGGUCGGAUAUCCUGGAGGAGGCGAUGCUGUUGGGCCUGGAGGUGGGCGCCAGCGACGGGGUCGACUCCGGGCGGAAACGAAGCGGGAAGGCCUCGUUCAACCGCGCGGACCUCUGGUUCGGCCCCCGGCUCGGCCGCAAGAAGCGCAACUCCGAGGAGGAGCUCGGGCCCGAGAUCCCAGACAAGGACGAGGAGUCCAUCCUCGAGUUCAUCAAAUCUUCCUCGCCUUGGGUCCUCAUCCCUCUUAAGGAAAAAGCCAAUACGAGGAGUAUGAACUACACACCCCGCCUAGGCCGAUCGUCGAAAGAGGAAGAAGAAGACUUCAUUCCUGAAAUCACCCGCUCCACCCCGUUCGUCCCGCGACUGGGGAAACGCAGAAAUAAUCAGAUCUUUUCUCCAAGGCUGGGCCGUAGCGAUCUCUACUACUCACCACGGUCCCUCAGGAGCGCCCCUCCGAAACAACAACAGUAACUCGAUUUAAACGGUGAAAUCCCCGUCAGACCCCUGAAACGCGCAUUGCGCGCAUUUUGUGGAAAAUCGCAAUCGAAAUAUUUCGUUGAUGAUGAUUCGACGUGACAGCCACACAUCGAAAAUUCCGACGUUUCCCCCGACACUUGUUUCUUUAAAAUCGGCUGAAAUGAAGCCAUUGGUCGGUUAAAUCUCAUAAUUUGUUUGUUAUGAAUAUGUUUAGAUGUGCAUUGAACGUAAGGAACUUGAGAUUUUUGAACAGUUCAAAAUUGGAAAUCGAUGACUAAAAAGGAAAAAUGCGUAUAUCUGCAUUGCAAUGUCUCAAAAUCUCGGGCUACGCUCUAUUUUUUAUUUUAAGGGGAACACAACCAGUAUAUAUCCUUGGAAUGUUCUGAGACUAAUGUUCAAAUGAGUGAAGAAAAUUCACAGAAAAUUUCAAGAAAAACUGUCGGCUAGGUUUCUUUUGAAAAAGUAAAACUUGAGCGAGGCUUUAUGAAGUAGCAAUCGUACGCACUUUCCGAGUACAGCCAUCGAAAUGCACUGCUAACAAGUACACUCGUUGACUUCCUUAAUUCGUAAAAUGCACAUUUUAAAAUUAUCUGUUAAUUUUAAUAAUUUUGUUAAUUUCAUACUUACAAAUUUUAUAACUUCCUUACGUGCAUACCAUUGUUCCAUCGUUAUCAACAUACUUUCAUCUGAUUUGUCUGAUGAACAUAAAUGCGACUAUUUGUUGAAUGGUAACAAUUGGAAUAAUAUCACCGUUAUAUCGCAAUGACGUCGCCCCCGGCUAUUUCAUAGUGCAAUUUUACUUAUUGCUAUGAAUUCAUGAUACUCAGUCAAACUUUUAAAAAUAUAAAAGUAAAAUUCUUGAUCACGUUGCAAAAUACGUCGAAAAAGAUUUACUGUAAUUAAUUAAAACCAUGUCCACUUAACCCUUAAUAGUGUCAGUUUUACUACUUGACGUUUUUGGAACUUAUAUAGUUACAUUGCCGCAUGACUGUGUUCUUAAAAUAUCAAAAGCACAAAUAAAAUACCUUAAUUUGACAGAGUGAAAAUUACACAUUAAGUUACUUUCACGAGAAUCCUUUCCGCUUUUUGCUAGUUGACACCUUGACUUCCAUCUACCGUAAGUCCCAUCGAACCAAAUUAAUUUGUUAUUUUACUGUUUGAUACAUUUAGAUACUUUAAUGAAGCUUCUUUUGUAAAUAGGCUUAAUAAACUCAUUAUAAAAGUUAA
Bemisia tabaci is the source of this 1889-nucleotide messenger RNA. Its product is annotated as PBAN-type neuropeptides. The record is from RefSeq and is a predicted model, not a curated record. Lineage: Eukaryota; Metazoa; Arthropoda; Insecta; Hemiptera; Aleyrodidae.